CCCGCUGCGCCGGAAAAACGGAUGCAUCGCUCAGCGUUAUGACUAAACGCCCAUUCAGCGCGCGCAACACAUGCUUUAGUCUAAAACAGAAAAAUUCACCUUGCGUCGUCUUAAAAAAGGAUCACACUGUGUGCGCACUUAUAAUCGCCGCAAACCGACGCGAACGCAUAAAUACACACUAUCCAAUCGAAGAUGAAGCAAUCGCCCUUUUACUUGCUCCUUCUGUGCUUCCUAUCCGUCGCGAAAACGGACGAUGAUGCAUACGUAGAAUUGGACGAAUACGAAGUGAAAAAUAAAUUCAGCGUCCGUGUCUUGCGGGGGUCUUCUCUGCGGUGCGGCCUGGACCUUCGGGAUGAGGCCGACAUUGAAAUGAGGACUUUCUCCCCGGGGGUGCAUAUAAUGCCUCACAUACUAUCGGACUACCAAUUUGGCUACGCCCAGCAGAAAAUUAUAGUCGGCGAACACAACGUCACUCCCUUAAAUGCGGGACUGCGAGGAAUGUGCGUUGGCGAGCUAAGGCGAAUUGGCAUCCCCGUUGGUGGCAUCGGCAAGGUGUACUAUGAAAUUACCUUGAAGGACUACACAAAGGGAACCCCCCCAAGAGAAGAGCUGUAGAUUCGGUGGCGCUUCCUUUGCAAAUAUGCAGUUGGUGUGCCGCAAGUCAGCUGUACAUCCAUGUUUUCAUGUGUAAUGCGUCUGCGCGGGGAGGAAAUCCCAAGCUCCUCCAGUGCUCAGUGAGUCCCACCUUCACGCAUAUAACUACUUAUGCAUGUGUAUGUUCUCCCCCGCUAACACGUUAAACGCGUC
This is a messenger RNA of Plasmodium vivax (malaria parasite P. vivax), 807 nucleotides long. RefSeq lists its product as hypothetical. The coding region runs from base 193 to 615 and encodes 140 amino acids. NCBI's taxonomy places the organism in Eukaryota, Apicomplexa, Aconoidasida, Haemosporida, Plasmodiidae. The transcript has 5 exons. The record is from RefSeq and is a predicted model, not a curated record.